AUGAACUUUCUCGUGUGCAAUGAACUUAUAUUUACAUUUAUUGAAAUUCUAUUUGAAGAUGUCACCGAAGUUAUAUUAAAAACACCAAUCCACUUCAAAACAACUCAAUUAAUAAAAGCCAGCGAUUUCUUGAAAAAUUUCAUGAAAAAUAUCAAAACAAGACGUGUCGGCUUUGACUCGUCUGGAAAAAAAAAUGUUGCACUCUCAAAACAACAUGAGAAGAAUCAAACGAUUCAAGGUAGUCUAAAACAGAUGAGAUGA
Clunio marinus is the source of this 261-nucleotide messenger RNA. The record is from the annotation of a GenBank genome assembly. NCBI's taxonomy places the organism in Eukaryota, Metazoa, Arthropoda, Insecta, Diptera, Chironomidae.